This is a messenger RNA of Williopsis jadinii, 855 nucleotides long. It is a transcript of the gene INN1, whose product is annotated as Inn1p. Bases 1 to 855 code for a protein of 284 amino acids. The transcript is spliced from 2 exons. The record is from RefSeq and is a predicted model, not a curated record. NCBI's taxonomy places the organism in Eukaryota, Fungi, Ascomycota, Saccharomycetes, Phaffomycetales, Wickerhamomycetaceae.
AUGUCGCAGUUCAGAGGCAACAGCGGAACGUUGAUUAUCAUUGUUGGUAGGGCUAAGGAUCUACCGAAUAAGCGGAAGCUGGAGAAGCAAAACCCAUACUGUCUUUUGAGAAUAGCCAACCUGACGGACAAGACAAAUGCGGAUCUACGUGGAGGACAGGUGCCCAGAUGGGAUGAAGAGUUCAGGUUCACGAUAUCGCCAGAGAUCUCGCCGGUGUUGAAGUUGAGCGUGCUGGACGAGACGAAGAAGGCCCCAACGUUGAUUGCAGAGGCAGAGAUUGAUUUUACACCGGUGUUCUACUCAUCAGUGAAAGAAGGAUAUGAUAAGUGGCAUCCCCUAACGUCCGGCUCAAGAGAAGCUGGUGAGAUUUACCUGGAAAUGACUUUCUACCCAGCUAGUAGUGCUACUGUGUCGAGAAAGUCCAUGUCAAUGUCAACGACGAGUUCCCAGUCUCCAAAAAAGCGGUCAUUACCACCAGUUCCAGGACAACAGUCACCACCACUUUCUGGCGGAGAAAAUAAUAGUGCAAGAGUGGUAUAUUCUAUACCACCACCAUUACCAAGGGUGAACAAUGUCCAGACUCGACUCGGGGAUAGUUUUAGAGCGUCUCAAACAUCUGUGCAUUCUCUUCCAGAUGUUCCAAGACAGAAUGAUAUAAGGAACAACAACAUUCAUGACCACCAGGAAGUAUUUGUGGAAGAACCAUCACCUCCUAUUGAAAAAGUAGAUUCAAAUGAAGACAGAGACAACGAUUGGAUGUCGUAUGCUAAGAAGCUAACGUCGAACUCUUCCAGAUCUAGGAUGUCUCCUACGAGAUUUGGGACGUCAUUACCACCUGUUCCUCCCAAACAUUAG